Messenger RNA from Puccinia graminis f. sp. tritici CRL 75-36-700-3, 759 nucleotides. RefSeq lists its product as uncharacterized. NCBI's taxonomy places the organism in Eukaryota, Fungi, Basidiomycota, Pucciniomycetes, Pucciniales, Pucciniaceae. The record is from RefSeq and is a predicted model, not a curated record. The coding region runs from base 1 to 759 and encodes 252 amino acids. The transcript has a single exon.
AUGUCUGACCGAUCUAGAAAUAGAAGUCAAUCUAGGGCAUCAAGCGAUACCGAACAUGACAAACGAGAAUUUCAACAACCGUAUGUUAACAUUACCACUCGUCGCAAGAAUUCGAAAGGUAAAGGUACUAACCAAAAUAAUGAUCUUUAUGAUAGUACCGAUAGAAGCCCGAUUCAACAGGUACUACCAUCGGUUGAGGGGAAACCAGGAAUGGUUAUCCAGGGUAACGAACCAAACGACGGAAGGAGCCAUACGGGCUCAUCUAGGAUAUUGUCGAGAGGAUUUCAGCGAAAUGAUAGCCUUACGAGGUCGAGAAGAAGCGUUGAUUCGAACUCAAGGAUGGGAUCCAGGUUCAGUCACGGUCCAACAAUAAUUGCGCCCGAUGGAGAACGAUCGAUUAGAAGUCCCCUUCCAUCACCGAGCGGAACAGAUCCGUCAAGAUAUCACAAACCGUCAGGGUCAUCAGAACAACCCGAUUCCAGUAGAUCAGAUGAACAACAGGAACAUCAACCCCAGACCCGUCAAUAUACCUCGCAACCCUCAAUUAGAACAACCAAACCAACAUCAAUUCCCAGGAGCGAUGCGCCCAAGGGGACCCAGACGAAACAGAGCUUGGAGAAGCUCUAUCUACUCAGAGAUGGUACGGAUGGCGAGGUCCCUUCAGGGAACUUACCAACAUCUGGAGGAGGGACGCAUCAGAACCCAAAGGAGAGAUCAGGAUGGUCCCCCCCAGACAACUACAACGGUCAGAACCUUUGA